UUUUUUUCAUUGUCAAAUGAUCAGUAUUCUUUUAUCUGUAAGUGUCAGAAACCGAUUGCAAAAAUUAAAGGUUGAAGAAAACUCCGAAAUUAAACAUUCAUUUAUCAAAUAAUCCUCGUACUUAAAUUUGUAUUUGUUGUUUAAAUAUAAUGACCAACAAAGGUUUCGUUUCAUUUUUCAAAGAUUUCUACUAUGAUCCUUUUAAGUGGUCGGUUGUGAAGAGUGUGGGCUUCUUCACAGUUGGCGUUGUUAUCGCUAGCGAGUGCUCCGGUCUAGAACUGAUGCCCGCCGUCCCGCAAUAAUUUAUUAUUUCUAUUAAUAGUCCGUGAAAAUGUAUAGUUAUAUCUUACUUGUGUUAUUUUUUGCUCCGUUUAGUGCGUGUCAGGAUAAACCGAAUUUCGUAGUGAUUCUAACCGACGAUCAGGAUGUAGUUUUGGACGGUAUGAACCCAAUGCAGAGUGUCAAACGGUUCAUCGGAAACGAAGGAACCACGUUUACGAACUCUUACGUUACUUCACCAAUAUGCUGUCCAAGUAGAGCCAGUUUCCUAACAGGGCUUCACGUCCACAACCAUAUGACGUGGAAUAACAGCAUCAGCGGCGGUUGUUAUAGUCGUGUUUGGAGGAAAUUCGAAAAACGCACUUUCGCCACGGCACUAAAGGACGCGGGAUACAAUACGUUUUACGCGGGAAAAUAUUUAAACGAGUACGGCGUCCAUGCGUCUGGCGGUCCUGAACAAGUUCCUCCGGGCUGGUCAGAGUGGCACGGACUCGUUGGAAACUCUGUGUAUUACAACUACACUAUAUCUAAUAAUGGUGUACCAACAUUUUCAACAGAUCUAUAUCUUACUGAUAUUAUACGUGAUCUAAGUUUGAAUUAUAUCGAGAAUCAAACUGAGUCGCGUCCUUUCCUGAUGGUUUUGGCGCCGCCUGCACCCCACCAGCCCGCGACACCGGCUGAGAGACACCGCGGCGUCUACGACAACACCACAGUACUAAAAACGCCGAACUUUAACAUAGCUGACGAUAACAAACAUUGGCUCAUAAGAAUGCCACCUUCGCCUCUACCGGAAAAAAUGAUGCCUGAAUUAGACAGAGUUUACCGUUCGAGGUGGGAAAGUCUGUUGGCUGUCGAUGAAAUGGUAGCUGAUGUGGUAGAAUCAUUGGACUCAAAUGGCCUCUUGCAGAACACAUAUCUAAUAUUCACAUCGGAUAAUGGUUAUCAUAUUGGUCAGUUCUCGCAAGUGUAUGAUAAACGGCAGCCCUACGAGGCGGAUAUCAAAGUCCCGUUGCUCAUACGUGGACCAACAUUCCCCAGGAACUACACUGACAGCCAGCCGGUAUUGAACAUUGACAUAGCUCCAACUAUUAUGGCAUUGGCUGGUUUGUCCCCGCCGAGGACUAUGGACGGAAGACAGAUAACGGUCGCUCAGGAAGUAGAGAGAUACAUGCUGGUAGAAUACUACGGAGAGGGCAGAGACGACUCAGUAGAUCCAAGCUGCCCUUGGAAAUAUGACAGCGAACAUCUAGCGCAAUGUUAUCCCCAAUACGAUUGCAAGUGCCAGGACGCUAGGAACAACACAUUCGCUUGCUUGAGACACAUUUCGCAACGAUUCAACAUGAAAUACUGCAGCUUCGCAGACUCCGAGAACUUCACAGAAAUGUAUGACUUGAGCACAGACUUGUAUGAACUGGACAACAUAGUGGACAAAGUUCUACCAUCUAUAAAACACUGGUACAAAUUAACUCUGUCCCAAAUGCUGACGUGCAAAGGCUACAAGAAUUGCGAUAACCCUUUGGAGAACCCUAAAGUUUAUGGCUGAAAAGAUCAAUAGAUGUUAUUUAAUUUUUUUUAAGAAUAAAUGGCUUGAUUAAAUGCA
This is a messenger RNA of Danaus plexippus (monarch butterfly), 1879 nucleotides long. Its product is annotated as N-acetylglucosamine-6-sulfatase-like. Bases 332 to 1822 code for a protein of 496 amino acids. Gene Ontology annotation, molecular function: N-acetylglucosamine-6-sulfatase activity; glycosaminoglycan binding. The transcript has 10 exons. Gene Ontology annotation, biological process: glycosaminoglycan metabolic process. The record is from RefSeq and is a predicted model, not a curated record. Lineage: Eukaryota; Metazoa; Arthropoda; Insecta; Lepidoptera; Nymphalidae.